This is a messenger RNA of Limulus polyphemus (Atlantic horseshoe crab), 1716 nucleotides long. Its product is annotated as ataxin-10-like. NCBI's taxonomy places the organism in Eukaryota, Metazoa, Arthropoda, Merostomata, Xiphosura, Limulidae. The transcript has 11 exons. The record is from RefSeq and is a predicted model, not a curated record. Bases 23 to 1471 code for a protein of 482 amino acids. Gene Ontology annotation, cellular component: cytosol. Gene Ontology annotation, biological process: neuron projection development.
AGAAGGCGCUAAGUGCGUGAACAUGGCGGUGGAUUUUGUGAAAGACUCAAGUGAUUUUAUAAACCUAUUCAUAAAAUUAAAUAACAGAAUACAGGCUUUAAGUGCUCGUGAUAGUGAUACUCAAAUAAAAGAAUAUUUUUUACACUACCUCCCUAGCGUUGUACCGAAUGGAGAAAUAAGGAGAUUAAUGCCUGAAGUCCACCUCGAGGUAUUAGAUACUACAAGUCAGUACCUGCUUGAUUCAGCAAAAAUGCAGGGCCAGAAUCCAGACCAUAACUCUCUGAUUCUUGAUGUAUCUGCUGACUUUUUUCGAUAUCUUCGAAAUGCUUGUGUUAAGAAUAGUGUUAACCAGGAUAUGAUCCUCAGGAACUUGAGCUCAGCUGUUCAUUUAGUUCACAUUUUGGUGGAAAAAUAUUUAUCAAGAGAAGAUUGUGUGGACUCUGACCUUCUCAGGAGCGUUAAGAUUGGACUUCAGUUUGUGGGGAAUCUCGUGACUGGAAAUACGAAAACACAAGAUUACUGCUGGGGCAUAUUCUAUGAUGAACAUCACCUCUUCAACGGAUUAUUAAGAAAUCAAGACCCUAAAGUUUCUGAAAUCAGCAGCAUGAUUCUUUAUAACUGUUUAAAUUCCUCACGGAUAAAGCAGCUGACUGACAGUCAGGUUGGAAUAGAAAUUAUAGAUGCUUUAAUAACCCAUGUUGCUGAAGGAGUUUGUGAGUGGAGUUUGUAUGUUGUGAAUAAUCUGGUGCAGAAUGAAGGGUUUUUCCUGAGAUGUUAUGACAAGAUAUCCAUGAGAAACAGGCUGCUUGUUUUAGAUCUUGUGUUAGAGGAACUGACUACUAACAAGGAAUCUGCUUCCCAACAGUUUAGUGUACCUUCCUCUGCAGUAAUACUCUGGAAGGAGAAAUUUAAAAAUGUAGCUGUGAAUAUGUUGAAAACAUGCUCUGAUAGCACACAGUUAGAUUUGGAGGCUGUGGAAGUUAAGAAAAUACUAAAUGUUUUAUGCGUAAUUUCUACACUACCAGCACUGAGUGACGACUUGAAACAAGAUUGUUGGUUGCUUGAAAGUUUAGUUGAAACUCUUAAAAGCAUCCACCUACUAGGGAAGACUGGUACUAACUAUUUCACACCCAUUCAGAGCUUGCAGGAAAUAAAUGACUGUAGUCUUUCCAUUGAGACUCAUCCUGCUUAUGAAUUCAAGAAAAAUUUGAUUCGUUUAAUAGGAAACUUAUGUUAUGAGUACCAAAGAAAUCAAGAUAUGGUUAGAAACUUAGAUGGUAUCCCAUUGAUAUUAGACUGCUGUAAUUUAGAUGCACGAAAUCCAUAUAUUUUACAGUGGUCAAUUUUUGCUAUACGAAAUCUACUGAACAAAAACAAAGAAAAUCAAAAAGUGGUAGCCAACAUGUCAGCUACAGGUGUUCUUGUUAAUAAUGAUAUUCUGACUGAACUUGGACAACUAGAGAGAUCAUGAAAUCAGUAUGGACUUGAACUUAAUAUGUCUGUAGUCUUGAGAUGUUUUAGUAAAUGUUGAGUGGUUUUGUGAAGAAAAAAAUACAUUUGUUAUGUUAAUUAUUUUUCAAAAUACAAUUCACACGUGCUGUAAGGGACAUAAUUGACCAUCAGGCUUAUAUUGAUAUUUUGCAUUAUAUAAAGCAAAAUGAAAAUCUUGUAUCAAAGUUCUAUUGAAUGUCAUAAACCAGUUAUGCAUAAUAAGUG